AUGUCGACCUCCUGGGAUAACGCCCGUAGACAUGUCAGGGCCCUUGAAACAGCCCUCGACUCCAAACUAUCAGCCUACUCGAGGUUAGCAGCUUCCAUCGCACGCUCAUCUUCGGGACUCGGCGGCAGUGGGGGAGGAAGCAGAGACGAUAUCGACGAUGAGGGUAUUGGAGGAUAUAAGCUUGUAGAAGAAGAAGUAGAGGAGCUUUUGCGAAAGCUGGAACAAGCGAUUGAGGACCUCAUGGCGCUCAUCAAUUCGCCCAGUCAACCACCUUCGGCCUCUAUGCAGCAUGCUGCUCAAACGCAUAGGGAUAAUCUGGACGAUUACAGAAGAGAUUUCAUCAGGACGAGGAGCAAUGUCGAGCAAUCCAUUCGGCGGUCAAACCUUCUGGGAGACGUGAGGAAGGACAUCAACGACUACAAGUCUGGGCGCUCCAGUGCCACAGACGCGCUCCUUCAAGAUCGCUCUCGAAUAGACUCCUCCCAUCGCAUGAUCGAUGACACUUUGAACCAAGCGUACGCGACCCGCUCAGAUUUUGCCUCCCAGCGUACCUUACUGGGCUCCGUCGAAUCCCGCAUGGGAGGUGUCCUAAACCAGAUGCCAGGGAUCAAUUCGCUCAUUACGAUGAUCAAAACGAGAAGGAGAAGAGACACCGUCAUCAUGGGGUUACUCGUUGGGCACAAUAUGGGCACAGCCGAGAGCAAACACGACCAAGGUGACGCUUAUGUCACUCUAUGUCCUGUGCCCAGCACGCGGAGUGUACUGGUGCAGUAA
This is a messenger RNA of Cryptococcus wingfieldii CBS 7118, 774 nucleotides long. Its product is annotated as golgi snare protein. NCBI's taxonomy places the organism in Eukaryota, Fungi, Basidiomycota, Tremellomycetes, Tremellales, Cryptococcaceae. Bases 1 to 774 code for a protein of 257 amino acids. Gene Ontology annotation, molecular function: SNAP receptor activity. The transcript has 7 exons. Gene Ontology annotation, biological process: vesicle fusion; endoplasmic reticulum to Golgi vesicle-mediated transport. Gene Ontology annotation, cellular component: Golgi medial cisterna; cis-Golgi network; Golgi membrane. The record is from RefSeq and is a predicted model, not a curated record.